Meloidogyne enterolobii is the source of this 845-nucleotide messenger RNA. The record is from the annotation of a GenBank genome assembly. NCBI's taxonomy places the organism in Eukaryota, Metazoa, Nematoda, Chromadorea, Rhabditida, Meloidogynidae.
AUGUCCCACCAAAAAGACCAAUUUCCUACUACAAAAAAGUGGAAGGCCUUAUUAAAACUUUUUUGUGACAACAUUCCUUUAGCUACCAACUUCAGCCUCUUCUUUCCCUACCAAAACACCUUCACUGGAGAACAAGCACAAUUAUGUAUUUACAAAAUUUCGCCUCAAUUUUUUGAGAAAGCAAAUUGCACGAUGCUAACCGCUAAGAAUACUUGCUGUUGUUAUUUAAAAGAUUAUAAAUAUAUUUUGAACGCGAAAAAUGAGAGGGAUUUGGGGUUUGAUGAGAAGAUGUUGUACAGAUUAAACUGGCCUGUAAUUAAUGACACAUUGGAAGGGUUUGAGUUGGACCCUCUUCCUUCAAGUUCUUUUACGGCUUUCAAUUCAGUCGGAAGAGCCAGUUCUUUAAGAGGUUCUGAUGACACUGAAAGAAGGGAAACACCUGUUUGCAAAAAAUCCACAUCUGUGAGAGAUUUGGUAGGAAGCUUUUUAAGCAGAUCCUCAUCCGAAAGAAGAUCUCCUAGCCCAGCAAUAACAAAUAAAAGAAGUGACCCAAAAUUUUUGGACAAAAACAUUCUGAAGGAAAACAACAAUUCAACAAAUACUUCAAGAGGAUACAAUUUUAAUAAUAAGCCAAAAACCUCAAAAAGUAUUUGGACAAAUGAUUAUAAUCGACAAUAUAGAGAGGUGAGGUUUGAAAAAGAAAUUUUAGGGAAAAGGAGAGGGAGGGAGAGGGUGAGGGAUGUCAUUGGGUAAAAGGAAAAAGUUGGGUAGGAUUUUGGAUCGAAAAAUUGCCCAGGCUUUAGAUAGGGGUAUUUGGAUAAUUUGCAAUAUCCCCUGGCAUAGGG